Molecule: messenger RNA, 1599 nt
Organism: Staurois parvus
Lineage: Eukaryota; Metazoa; Chordata; Amphibia; Anura; Ranidae
Source: the annotation of a GenBank genome assembly
AUGUCAAAGUCUCAUGUAUGCGAUGCCGGCAGUGCCUUCAUCCAGACACAGCAGCUGCAUGCAGCAAUGGCGGACACCUUCUUGGAACACAUGUGCCGUCUGGACAUUGACUCUGAACCCAUAGUGGCACGCAACACAGGCAUUAUCUGCACUAUUGGCCCAGCAUCUCGCUCAGUGGAAACUCUAAAAGAAAUGAUCAAAUCUGGGAUGAAUGUUGCUCGUAUGAACUUUUCCCAUGGGUCCCAUGAGUACCACGCCGAAACCAUUAAAAAUGUCCGUGAAGCUACAGAAAGCUUUGCUUCUAACCCAAUCCUCUACAGACCUGUGGCUGUUGCAUUGGACACCAAGGGACCAGAAAUCCGCACAGGUCUCAUCAAAGGCAGUGGCACAGCUGAAGUGGAACUAAAGAAAGGCGCAGCCCUGAAGGUGACCCUGGAUGAUUCUUUCCAGGAAAACUGUGACGAGAAUGUGCUUUGGGUUGAUUACAAGAACCUUACCAAGGUGGUAGCAAUUGGAAGCAAGAUCUAUGUAGAUGAUGGUCUCAUUUCCCUGCUGGUUAAAGAAGUUGGCCCAAACUACUGUAUAACAGAGGUGGAGAAUGGUGGAUCCUUGGGCAGUAAGAAGGGAGUAAACCUUCCAGGUGCUGCUGUAGACCUGCCUGCUGUGUCUACGAAAGACGUUCAGGACCUUCAGUUUGGAGUACAACAGGGAGUGGACAUGGUGUUUGCUUCCUUCAUUCGCAAGGCAGCUGAUGUGCAAGCUGUAAGAGACGUUCUCGGGGAGAAAGGAAAGAAUAUCAAAAUUAUCAGCAAGAUUGAGAACCAUGAAGGAGUACGCAGAUUUGAUGAAAUUCUAGAAGCCAGUGACGGUAUCAUGGUGGCCCGUGGUGACCUUGGUAUUGAGAUCCCAGCAGAAAAAGUCUUCCUUGCCCAGAAGAUGAUGAUUGGUCGUUGUAACCGUGCAGGGAAGCCUGUGAUAUGUGCGACACAGAUGUUGGAGAGCAUGAUCAAAAAGCCACGCCCAACCCGUGCUGAGGGCAGUGAUGUUGCCAAUGCAGUACUGGAUGGGGCAGACUGUAUAAUGCUUUCUGGUGAGACUGCUAAGGGAGACUAUCCACUGGAGGCAGUACGCAUGCAGCAUGAUAUCGCUCGUGAGGCAGAAGCAGCCAUUUUCCACCGUCAGCUGUUUGAGGAGCUUCGACGUGUGUCCCCGCUGACCAGUGACCCAACAGAAGCGACUGCUGUUGGAGCAGUUGAGGCAUCUUUCAAAUGCUGUAGUGGAGCCAUCAUCGUUCUUACCAAAUCUGGCAGAUCUGCACACCUGGUAUCCAGGUAUAGGCCACGUGCUCCAAUCAUAGCUGUGACUCGUAAUGGGCAGACAGCCCGUCAAGCACAUCUGUACCGUGGUAUCUUCCCUGUACUAUACAAGGAGCCAGUGCAUCAGGCCUGGGCAGAGGAUGUGGACCGCAGGGUGAACUUCGCCAUGGAUAUUGGUAAAGCCCGUGGUUUCUUCAAGACUGGCGAUUGUGCCAUCGUUCUAACUGGCUGGCAGCCAGGAUCCGGUUUCACCAACACUAUGCGUGUGGUACCAGUUCCUUAA